AAAAGUUGGCGGGCUACUAGUGAGUGAUGGAGGAAGGCGGGCAGAGCCAUGACUACAGCCUCUAGUAGUGAGUGACGGAAGAAGGCGGGUGGAGCCACGACUAUAGCCCUCUGUUGGAGAGUGACGGGAGAAGGUGGGCGUGGGCCACGACAACAGCCCUAGCAUUGGGGAACAGCCCAGAAUGGGAGCAGCCUGCUAGAUUGACAGCGGCAGAUGGAGCAACACGGACAGCCCCAGCACAGAGAUAGUGAAAGAGGCGGUGCCAUUCCCUGUCUAGCCACGCCAUUGAUUGAUAGCUGUAGUUGAAUCAGGCAUCAGGCACGUUGACAGCCAAGGCUGAUAGAGCUACACAGAAACAGCCUCUCUCACUGAAAGGUCCUGACAGCUAUCGACGUGAUGAAGAACUGUUACUUGCGGAUAUGGGCUGCAGACAAAUAAGUUCACUCGGGGUCAAUGACAUGCGACACACAACGGUAAAUAAGUUUUAUUAGACAGGAACCCGGAACACAGUGGCUCGGUGACUCCACUCCGCUUCCACUACCUAAAUAAUGUUUUUAGGGCAGUCUGGAUGCCGGCAGUCAUGUGACCGACACCGAAAUUCCAACAUCACUUGGGAGACCAGUGCCAGGACACAGACUGCUGUUAUGCCGAAGAUUGUCUUAGUUUUAAAAAAUGGCAGAGGGUGGUAGCAGAAAACGAACCUCACUUACUCAAGAUGAAGCUGAAACAUCUCACAGUCAGAAGAGUCACAGUGAUGCUUCUCAUGAUGAAUAUGAAUCUCCUGAUGAAGGAAGCAUCCACAGGGCCCCAAAGUUCACAGAUGAUGAAACAGACACCCUCAUUGACCAAGUUAUUCAUCAUACAUGUCAGCUAUUUGGUCCCGAAGCUUUUAAUGUACACCAGAAAUUUAAAAAUAAUACUUGGGAAGAAAUAGCAAAAUCUGUGUCUACAGCUCGAGAUAUACAUCGAACUCCUGAAAGCUGCAAAAAGAGACUACGUGACUGUAAGAGGAAGACAAAUCAUAAAAUAAAGUGUAGAAGAAAACUCCAAAAGGUUUGGGAGAAAAAACUAGAAGAGCACUUUAGAAUGGUACAAGAUGACGAGAGGCCACCCACUGGUUCCCAGGAACUUAAGGUUGCUCAAGAAAAAAAUCAAAAGAAAACACAUAAGAAAAAGCAGAAGAAUUUGGAAGAGCAACAGUCUGGUUCCUUUACAACAAUUUCAAGGAAAGUUUCUUUUUCUGAAACAAAAACAGUUAUGACAGACAAUUUUCCUCCAACUGCGGAUGAACCAUCAGUGAUGCCACAUAUUUUAACAUUGGACAAUCCUUCCAUGGUGGACGAACCAUCAAUGCUGCAUCAUGAUGCAACAGCGGACCAUGCUACCAUGUUGGACCAACCAUCAAUGCUGCAACAUACUUCGACAGUGGAUGAUACUUCCUUUGUGGCCGAACCAUCAAUGCUGAAACAUUCGGCAAGAGUGGAUGAUCAUUCCACGGCGGACCAAACAUCAAUGAUGCAAGAAUAUUCUUCUGUGGUUCAAAGUUCCACUACGGUAGAGACUUCCACGGUAAAUGAAACAUCCAUGAGGCAAGAACAAUCAACAAUGGAUGAUCCUUUCAUGGAGGAAGAAAAUUCAACCAUGCUAAACCCUUUAAUGUUAGAUAAAGCCAUAGAAAGCAACAUGGUGACUGCCACACAGACACAGGAUAACAUUAAUGAGGAGCCUGUAUUGCACAGCCAGAAAAGUAAUAUUGAUACAGAAGAUACCAACCAGGUGGAAUUGAAUGCAGAGACUGCACAUUCUAGUGUAAUUGACCAUGGUCUUCAAGACCAAUUCCUGGACUCUACAAAUCAAGAACUUUUUAUACACACAGAAUGUGACGUUAGCAGAUCACAAACCAUUAGCCAACAGGAUUCUUUAAAGGAAACCAUGCAGCUAAUUGAGAGGAAUAGAAAUGAAGAAAUGAAAAAAAUUGAACAUCAAAUAAAUCAGCUGAAUAAUAAUAUACAGAUUCUCAACACAACACAAAGACAACAGAAUCAAGCACUUGUCACUCUUGCAAAUUUUUACGAUCAUCUUGUUUCAUCACAGAAUGUGGCAGCAAUCAACUACCAACAGAUGCAGCACAGUAUAAAUCAAAUGCUAGCAUGGCAGUAUGAGACUAUUACCAUCACACGCAUGAUUUCCACUUUCAUGCAACUGUUGACAGAAGAAAGACAAAGAAUGUCCAGAUCAGAUAAUCCUUCUUGUAUAUCCAAUGCUACAGCAGGAACCUUUGUAUCCAGCUGUACACGUGGAGACUAUGUAACAAGCUCUACACACAGAGAGUAUGCAACGAGCGCUGCACCUGGAACCUAUCUAUACACCACUUUACCAGGAGAAUCUGUAUCCACCCCUGCAGCAGGAACAGAUGUAUCCACCACUUUACCAGGACCCUAUGUAUCCACCACUGCAACAGUAACCUAUGUAUCCACCACUUUACCAGUAUACUCUGUAUCCACUGCUGCAGCAAGUACCAAUGUUUCCACCACUUUAACAGGACCAUAUGCAUCCUACACUUUACCAGGACCCUAUGUAUCCACCACUGCAGCAGGACCCUAUCUAUCCACUACUUUAACAGGACCCUAUGUAUCCUCGACAUUAUCAGAACCCUAUGUAUCCAUCCCUGCACCAAGACCCUAUGUAUCCACUACUUUAACAGGACCCUAUGUAUCCUCGACAUUAUCAGGACCCUAUGUAUCCAUACGUGAAACAGGACCCUGUGUAUCCUCCACUUUUGCAGGACCCUAUGCAUCCAUCCCUGCACCAAGACCCUAUGUAUCCACCACUGCAACAGAACCCUAUGUAUGCACGACUGUAACAGGACACUAUGUAUCCUCAACUUUAGCAGAACCCUAUGUAUCCAUCCCUGCAUCAAGACCCUAUGUAUCCACUACUUUUACAGGACCCUAUGUAUCCUCCACUUCAGCAGGACCCUAUGUAUCCACCACUGCAACAGAACCCUCUGUAUCCACGACUAUAACAGGACACUAUGUAUCCUCAAUUUUAGCAGAACCCUAUGUAUCCAUCCCUGCAUCAAGACCCUAUGUAUCCACUACUUUUACAGGACCCUAUGUAUCCUCCACUUCAGCAGGACCCUAUGUAUCCACCACUGCAACAGAACCCUCUGUAUCCACGACUGUAACAGGACACUAUGUAUCCUCAAUUUUAGCAGAACCCUAUGUAUCCAUCCCUGCAUCAAGACCCUAUGUAUCCACUACUUUUACAGGACCCUAUGUAUCCUCCACUUUAUCAGGACCCUAUGUAUACAACAACUUACAUGGAGACUAUGUAUCCACUGCUUAUAGAGGCCUCAAUGUAUCCACCACUGCACCAGGGCCCUAUUUAUUGAAGCCAAAACCAGGACACUCAGAAUCCACUACUGGACAAAUUGCCUCAGAAUCCACCGCUGACUCAGGACCCUCAGAAUCCACCGCUGCAACAGGAAAGUAUAAAUCCACCGCUGCACCUGUACCCUCUGAAUACAGCCCUGAAAACACAAAUUUGAGAAGCAUAGCUGUAGCAUCAGAAGUGCAUUCAAGAUUGCAAUUGGCUUAUCGACCUAGCUCAAGCUAUGAUGAGAAUAUGGAUCUUCGAGUCAGAUUAGAGCGUGCAAAUAUUCAAAUUCAACAUUGGAAGAGACAGGAAGCUAACGAUGAGGAUGAAGCUUAAAUAUUAAAGAUAUGUCACAAACGGUCUUGCGAGCCAGGGUGAAGGAACUGAAGACAGAGGGAUACAGAGUCAUCCAUGUGUCCUGUUUGAAAAGA
Messenger RNA from Pseudophryne corroboree (corroboree frog), 3809 nucleotides. Its product is annotated as serine-rich adhesin for platelets-like. The transcript has 9 exons. Bases 673 to 3714 code for a protein of 1013 amino acids. NCBI's taxonomy places the organism in Eukaryota, Metazoa, Chordata, Amphibia, Anura, Myobatrachidae. The record is from RefSeq and is a predicted model, not a curated record.